Mycosarcoma maydis (corn smut) is the source of this 552-nucleotide messenger RNA. RefSeq names its product putative ADP-ribosylation factor. Gene Ontology annotation, biological process: vesicle-mediated transport; intracellular protein transport. Gene Ontology annotation, molecular function: GTPase activity; GTP binding. The record is from RefSeq and is a predicted model, not a curated record. Gene Ontology annotation, cellular component: cytoplasm; Golgi apparatus. Lineage: Eukaryota; Fungi; Basidiomycota; Ustilaginomycetes; Ustilaginales. The transcript has 3 exons. The coding region runs from base 1 to 552 and encodes 183 amino acids.
AUGGGUCUCACAUUCUCGUCAAUGUUGUCCAAGCUGGCAUUCUGGAACAAAAAUGAGGAGGUCAGGAUACUCAUGCUCGGGCUCGACAGUGCUGGUAAGACGACGAUCUUGUAUCGGCUGCAAAUUGGCGAGGUGGUCUCUACGAUCCCAACGAUCGGAUUCAAUGUAGAAACGGUGACAUUUAAGAACAUCAAGUUUCAGGUCUGGGAUCUUGGCGGACAAACAUCAAUUCGACCGUACUGGAGGUGCUAUUAUGCCAACACAACAGCCAUCAUCUACGUGAUCGACGCUUCGGACAUAGAACGACUCGGCACAGCGAAAGCAGAGCUACUCGCUAUGCUUUCAGAGGAAGAGCUCAAGGACUCAAAGCUUCUUGUUUUUGCCAACAAGCAGGAUCUACCAGGCGCUUUGGACGAAGGGCAGGUCAGCGAGAAGCUCGGGCUGAGCGAGCUCAAGGAUCGUCAAUGGUCGAUACACAAGUGUUGUGCCACCAAAGGCGAAGGUCUGGAAGAGGGUCUUGAUUGGCUGGUCAACACAUUGCAAAGCAAGUGA